UGAUGAUGGACAUGAUGGAAGGGGCGGAACCUUCCAUUGAUGGAAGCUGCGUUGGUGGGGCUAGCCCCGCACGGUACACACCUGGGCGGCACGGAUUUCACCGAGAGGGAACCGCCAGGGCUGAGACGGACAGUUCCCAAAUAUACUAGCGUCCAGCUGACGCUCGAUCAACGUCAGAAACAGGCGACGCCAGCACCAUGGUCCACAACAACCACGAAUCGCAACGGUAACCCGUCAGGAACACCUCCGUCCAGCAUGGUAUUAUCAGAAUACGCUGCAUCUCUAUGCCACGGAACAUGGGCUUCUCGGGUCUGCUCGGUGCGUCGGGCGACCGCACGGCCACAAAGGCAAAGAGCAUAACCUCGACCAGCACCGCUUCACUUCCAUCUGCGCCGGCGCCCGCUCCCUCUCUCGAGCCAACGACACCAGAGUAUAUCUCAGACGAGACGCAUCUAAUGCAUCUCGACCCGGAACCGCCCGACCUCCGCGAGCUCAACGCGUGCCUAGAUGCCCUCGCCGCCGUCUUCCCGGACAUCCAGAUCGAGGUGUUCCGCGACAUGUUCGCCAGCUUUGACGGCGAGUCGAGGCUGGCUCUGGUUGCCGACGCUCUGCUCAAGAACCGCGUCACGUGGGUCAAGGGUCGCUGGAGGGUUGCCGCUAAAGACGGCCAGACCGCCGAGGCCUUGGUUCCCAAGAAAGAGACGUUUCGGAGCCCGGAGUACAAGCAGGCCGUCAAGAACCUGGCAUGGCAAGAAUUCAAAGGUCUCUCUCGCUCCGCCAUCAACGCCGUCCUGGCCGAGACCAACUAUUCUUACCUCGACGCCCGCCAGACGCUGGUCGACCUGUCAUCCAAGUCCUGGCGCUUCACCAUAUCGUCGCUCUUUCUACGGCGGAAGCCCGUGUCGGCCACCGAGGCUGAGAAUCACCCUCUGGUGAUAUGGAGAUCGACGGGACAGGGCUCGAUAGUGCCCACGCUCAAAUCGACCGGCAACGCCGAGCUCGAUCGGGAGCUUUUUACGGCCCUCAUCAUACCGAUAACGGAGCGCGCCCGAGUCGAGCGCGAGGCCAAGGACUGUAAGAUGGCCAUGGAGCUGAACACGGCCGAGGCAGAGCAGACGGACAGCAUGAUCGAGUGCGCCUGCUGCUUCACUGAGUCGACGUUUGAAGAGUUUACGUCGUGCAAUGCCGACGGCCACAUGGUGUGCUUCCGGUGCGUGCAGCACUGCAUCUUCGAGGCCUUGUUCGGGCAAGCCUGGCAGCGCAGUAUCAACAAGGAGACAGGGACCCUUCGGUGCCCCGCCGUUGUCUCGAGUGCCGAGUGCCAGGGCUGCAUUCCCCAAGACCAUAUGCACCGGGCGAUGCUUCAGGAGAAGAAAGGCGCCGACAUUUUGCACAAGCUGGAGCAGCGCCUGGCGGACCACAGCCUAGUCGCGAGCAACCUCCCGCUCAUACGCUGCCCGUUUUGCGCGUAUGCCGAGGUCGACGAGAUCUACCUGCCGGUGAGCGAGGUCGACCUGCGCUUGAAGGCCGACAGCAUCAACACGGCCGUCCUGAUUUUUGUUGCGGUCUGCUGCCUGCCGCUUUUGGUGCCUCUCAUCCUCAUGUCAUACGGUGUUAUCAUGCUAAUUUUCUUUGUUACUCUGCUCCUCGGCUCCCGGUAUAAUCUGGGCAGUCGCCUGCAAAGCGAGUUCCGCGCGGCCAUCGUCCGCCGGCGCCGCAGGCGCCGCGGUCUCCGAUUCAAGUGCCAAAGCCCCGAGUGCCUGCGGGCGUCGUGCCUGUCGUGUAACAAGGCAUGGACCGACGUGCACGUGUGCAACGAGUCGUCGCUGGUGGCGCUGCGCACGCAAAUCGAGCAGGCCAUGAGCAUGGCGGUGAAGCGCGUGUGCCCGCGCUGCAACACGUCGUUUGUCAAGACGUCGGGGUGCAACAAGUUGGCGUGCCCCUGCGGCUACCAGAUGUGCUACGUCUGCCGCAAAAACAUUGGCGGCACCGGCGACGCGGCCGAUGUCGGGUACCGCCACUUUUGCCAGCACUUUCGCCCUCACGGGGACGCGAGGAAGUGCACCGAGUGUACGAGGUGCAACCUGUGGGAGGCCGAGGAUACGGACGAGGUGCUGCGCAAGGCCAAGGAGGAGGCCGAGCGCAAGUGGAGCGAGACGGAGCGGAGGGAGCUGACGGGCGCCGAGGUAGAGUACUUGAAGACGGGCUUAGCGGCUCAGCCGACGGCUCGAGGGGUCGACCAGGCGCUGCGGCAGGGAAGGUUGCCGACUUUGGCCGAGGUAUGCGAUUUUAUCCUGGAGACGGCAUUUGUUUAGUUGGGAUAGGGCCAUGAACGUUCGGGGCGGAUGGGCGUUGGCAUACAUACGGGUUUGCAUUUACAUCAUGGGCGUAGGACGGUGAUACCCGGGAGACGAGUCUCUAUACUCGGUAGUAGUAUCUUUCAUUGUAUUAUUUGUAAGAAGACCGGAAGCAAUCGCAUCGAAG
Molecule: messenger RNA, 2484 nt
Organism: Parathielavia appendiculata
Lineage: Eukaryota; Fungi; Ascomycota; Sordariomycetes; Sordariales; Chaetomiaceae
Product: TRIAD3 protein
Exons: 1
Coding region: 285-2315 (676 amino acids)
Biological process (GO): proteasome-mediated ubiquitin-dependent protein catabolic process; protein linear polyubiquitination
Cellular component (GO): ubiquitin ligase complex
Molecular function (GO): ubiquitin binding; ubiquitin-protein transferase activity
Source: RefSeq, a predicted model, not a curated record